CGGGCUAAGGACGGCUUCUUUCUCGGCGAAGCUGCUGCUGCUGCGGCUGGCGCGCAGCUGCCAACUCGGAAUCCCCAUGGAAGUUCCACAACUGCCGUGAGCGGAAAAAUAAUCCGGCCGCCAGCAACACUUCAAAGUUUGGCUGUGGUCCAGAGGACUAUGGGGAACCAGCUGGCCCCAGUGCCCCCUUUCAUGCCCCACUUGCAGGCCCUACAUGUGGUGGUGGUUGGGCUGGAUGCAGCCGGCAAAACAUCGCUGCUGUACCGCUUGAAGUUCCAGGAGUUUGUCAAGAGCGCGCCCACGAAGGGCUUCAACAUGGAGAAGAUCCGGGUGCCACUGGGCGGUUCACGCGCCAUCACUUUCCAGGUGUGGGAUGUGGGCGGCCAGGAGAAGUUGCGCCCCCUCUGGAAAUCCUACAUGCGCCGCACGGAUGGAGUCGUGUUUGUGGUGGACUCUUCGGAGGCCGAGCGGCUGGAGGAGGCCCGCGUGGAGUUGCACAAGAUCGCCCGCUCCUCGGAAAACCAGGGCGUCCCCAUGUUGGUGCUGGCCAACAAGCAGGAUGUGGUCCAGGCCCUCUCCGUAGCCGAGGUGGAGAAGUUCCUCGGCUUGCACGAACUUUGCGCCUCCACCUCGAACCACAUCCAGGGCUGCAGCGCUGUCACUGGCCAGGGCCUUCAGCAAGGCCUGGAGAAACUCUACGAAAUGAUUCUCAAGCGCAAAAAAGUCCUUCGCACCAGCAAGAAGAAGCGCUGAGAAACUGGGGGUGUGAGAUCACCCGUGGGGGAUUCAGACAUUUUGCACCCGGACCUCAGUUUGUUGACAACCCGGGACAUUGUUUCGGAGCAAUACAAGGUUGCAAACCAAACAGUUUCCUCUUUGUUGGACUCUUCUUUUUGGACUUACGAAUUGUGGAGCAUUUGUGCCCUCGUUUUUGUAUUUUUAAUGUUUUGAACCGCCCUGUGAUCUUUGGAUGGUGGGCAGUAUGCAACUUGAAUAAAUAAUAGGGACAAUACAUGCCAUAGGCAGUAAGAAAGCAUCUUGGCAGGCUGCUCUGCCCUGGAUUCCCUGGGAGGCUAGUAGUUUGGGGAGAAAGGGGAAAUUUCCCAAAGAGGUGGAAGUCUGUCAUGCG
This is a messenger RNA of Lacerta agilis (Sand lizard), 1129 nucleotides long. RefSeq names its product ADP ribosylation factor like GTPase 4D (gene ARL4D). Gene Ontology annotation, cellular component: cytoplasm. Gene Ontology annotation, molecular function: GTP binding; GTPase activity. The transcript is spliced from 2 exons. Gene Ontology annotation, biological process: intracellular protein transport; vesicle-mediated transport. Bases 160 to 753 code for a protein of 197 amino acids. The record is from RefSeq and is a predicted model, not a curated record. Lineage: Eukaryota; Metazoa; Chordata; Lepidosauria; Squamata; Lacertidae.